Nasonia vitripennis (jewel wasp) is the source of this 1277-nucleotide messenger RNA. RefSeq lists its product as uncharacterized. The transcript is spliced from 5 exons. The record is from RefSeq and is a predicted model, not a curated record. The coding region runs from base 589 to 1095 and encodes 168 amino acids. Lineage: Eukaryota; Metazoa; Arthropoda; Insecta; Hymenoptera; Pteromalidae.
UUCAGUUACAGAUCAUCUCUGCUAUAAUUCUAUAUUCAAAUAUAAAAUGCAGAAUAUUAUGUAUUAAAUACAAAAUUGGAAGCCCAAAAUGACUUGUAUUUCUCACGAUAUUUCAUACAAAGUAUGCAUAGUGCUGUGCGAAAGCAAUAAUUUAAUAAAUCGACAAUAUUUGAAUAACAGUUUCAUAUUUGGCGCGCGCGAAUAUAUAACGCCUCCUGACAGACUCUUUGGAACUAAACGGACUUGUUGAUCUUGAACUUGACCUCUGGCGCGAUAGAUAUGAGCAUGAAGGCCGACAAUGCAUGGCAGAUGAAAGAGUUAGCUGUUACAAGAAAGUUCCAGUAUUAUUAUUAAUAAUGGAGUGUGAUCCGCGAUUAUUAGUUAAGAACAAUGACUAUAUUCUAGUAGAAUUUUGCAACGAGAGUGACAUAUUAGCUGUAGGAUAUAAUUGCUGGUUGAGUAGUACAAAAAUGAAAGCUAAGCGACGACUAGAAGAGCUUGUUAGAACAAAGGAUUGUGUGUGCGUGCGUGUGUGUGUGUAUAUAUAACGAGUAAUUACAGCAAUUUGUUUAUUCAGAUUGGACAACUAUGAGGCAAAAGAUGGAAUCACUUAUUAGCAAGAACGUUCAGAGUACCACUAAAAACAAUCAGCAUGAAGUCAUAAAAAAAUCACUCAGUGACGAGUUUGUUACUAAUAAAAAGAAAGCUGCUAGAAAAAAUAAUGAUUCUAAGGAAACAGAUAGCUCAAAACUUAAAAAGAAGUUAAAACAAGAACAAUCUAAACAACGUAGUAGUUCUAUUUUGGAAACGCUGCUUCAAAAAUCUUCAAAACAUGUUAAAAAAAUUCCUAGUAAUGAUUCAUCAGAGAAUCAUGAAAAUAUUGUACCUGAAUCACAUAAAAGUUCAAGCACUUUCAAUGAAACGAAAGAGAUUCAUGAAAAGAAAGUUCGAGCAUCUUUAGCGAAUAUUGAUCAGAAUGGUACAAUAGGUUGUACCAGCCUUAAGCAUGAUGCAAUUCAUCAGAGAAAACCUUGGACAAAAGUAAAAAUAAUACUCUAUCAUUCAUCAAAUCGAAAGAGACGAACAAUGAAAUGACUGCAGGAAGUUCAAAAGAUAGUAAUAAUGCGAUGGUUCCUACUAAUUUAAAAAAACAUGCAGUAAGCAAGAAUUUAAGUGGCAGUAUUGCAAAGAAGAGUAAACCAUUGAAAGUAGCAAUCGAUGCUUCCAAAGAAAAAGAGACACGGAAAGAUGACAAAUUUCCAAAGAAUAACGAUUAC